GCGGAUAAAGCCGAGGCUGCAAAGUGCGUCACAGAGCGGCUUUACUGAGAAGCGACGCAGUCGAACAGCGACCAUCUCCACCUCCAGCUCCAACUGUCUGCUCACACAAGAGGCAACAAACCGACGCUGCAACAACAUGGUGAAGAUCGCCUUCAACUCGGCCCUGGCGCAGAAGGCGCUGGGUAAAGAGAUGACUGUGGCCGCGGAGAAGGAUCCAGAGUUGGCUUCCGCCCCGGUCAUCCAUGAAGGCUCCACAGGUCGGUGUCUCCUCACACUGCUGGGCAUCGCCUUCAUUCUGAGUGGACUAAUUGUGGGCGGAGCCUGUCUGUAUCGCUAUUUCACACCAAAGAGGCUCUAUCAUGGCACCAUGCAGUACAAUGACGGGCCACACGAGGUGUUUGGAGAGAACCAGCCGUACUACCUGCCCCGUAUAGAGGAGGAGGUGGAGAUCUCCGACAACAUGGCGGUCAUCAGCGUCCCCCCUCCACACUUCAGACCUGGUGACCCCGCAUAUAUACUGCACGACUUUAAGAGGAAACUGACAGCAUAUCUGGACCUGACUCUGAGGACCUGCUUUGUCAUUCAUCUGAACACAUCGGUGGUGCUCCCCCCGCAGGACCUCAUUGACCUGUUCUUACAGCUGAUGUCUGGAUCCUACCGCAGCUACCUGGUCCAUGAGGACCUGGUGGUGACGGAGCGUAUCGACGACGUCAAACCUCUGGGUUACUACAUCCGCCGGCUGUGCGACGGAAAGGAAACGUACAGGAUGCAACGCCGGUCCAGUCUGACAGGUGGAGGCAUCCAGAAACGUUCUGCAGAUAACGAGUGCUUCACCAUCCAGCACUUUGCCAACAAGUUUGUGACCGAGACCAAGAUCUGCAAACUGUGAACGCAGGGUGAAACGAGUCGGAGUGAGUGCGAGAAGCUGGUUUGAUGUUGGAACAGAAGGGAACAGCGUUGAGUUGUUGUUUUGUUUUGUAUAGAUCUCUAUUUUCAGCCUUUUCUUCUUUUCCUGCUUCCUCCCCAGUGAUGCACUAGUGUCAGUUACAGUGUUGUGUUCCAGCCCGGCCUUUAUCCUCUGCUACACUAUAUUAACCAACUCUUUACAGCUCCCUGCACAAUCACGCCCUCUGCUGACUGGUUGUGUUCUGAUGAACUGCGUUAGCCUGCUAACCGACGAUGCUACUGAUGUUUUAUUUGUGUUUGUUUGCUGUGACUUCCCGCAGACUAGUCCUAGCCGUUGAUAUUGUGUUGCAACAUUUAGCCUGGACUCCUGUAGACGAGAGCUGCUGCGGCUGCUGCUCGUUUUAGUCAUGACGAGAACCCACUGAUCCCAGAUCUGUCUGUGUCCGCCUGCUGCUCCCCCACUACACACAGCUCCUCGUGUACCGUGCAGAAUAUACACAAGUAUUAGUGUGUUUUAGCACAAGUCGCCUCCAGAGACAUGAAGUUCAUUACCACAUGUGACAUGUUUAUCAUGUUUGUGAGUGAUGGCCCCCCAGAGCUCUGUCGCCACUUUGUAGAUAUUUCCCAGAAUACCCUGCUAUUUCCAGAAGUCCCAGCUGUCCCUGUGAAGAGGAUGAUCAAGAGAAACUUUUUAUUAAGGAUGUCCAGAAAAUAUUGGCCGAUCGAUAUUAUCGGCCGAUAUUAGCGUAAUUAUCUAAUAUCUGUAACAUUCGUUAGCGGUUGUUCCGAUAAUGAAAACCCGAUAAAACAAUUCCUGGGUUUUUGCCAAAUGAUGGGUGCUCUAAAGAUACUGUUGGGGAUAAAUGGCUGUAUGUUAAAGUGAAAGUCACUAGAUGGCAGCACAUUUUAUUAAAA
Molecule: messenger RNA, 1821 nt
Organism: Cynoglossus semilaevis (tongue sole)
Lineage: Eukaryota; Metazoa; Chordata; Actinopteri; Pleuronectiformes; Cynoglossidae
Product: integral membrane protein 2A
Exons: 6
Coding region: 137-889 (250 amino acids)
Biological process (GO): negative regulation of amyloid precursor protein biosynthetic process
Cellular component (GO): extracellular exosome; plasma membrane; Golgi apparatus
Molecular function (GO): amyloid-beta binding
Source: RefSeq, a predicted model, not a curated record